AUGGGCGAAAAGAACGAGACUCAGGUCCAUGAUGAAGUGGAAGAUCAUGGCGAACUUCGAACUGCCAUUGUCCAUGGCAACGAGGCCUUUGCCGAGGCCAUGAUCAAGGAGCCACCCAAUGCUUACACCAAGGCUCAGUUUUUCAUCUACUUCUUCUCCCUUAUUGCCUUCUUCUGCAGUACCAUGAACGGUUACGAUGGUUCCCUCAUCAACAACCUCCUACAGAACCCCUGGUUCAAGGCAAAGUACCAUGUCGAAAACGACGGUAUCUGGGCUGGUAUCGUCUCCUCCAUGUACCAGAUUGGUGGUGUCGCCGCGCUUCCCUUUGUCGGCCCUACCAUUGAUGGCUUUGGUCGUCGAAUUGGCAUGCUAUCUGGUGCCACUCUCAUCAUUGUCGGUACCAUUAUCCAGGGUGUUGGCAACCAGCAGGGCCAGUUCAUGGGCGGACGAUUCCUGCUUGGAUUCGGUGUCUCUCUCGCUGCUGCUGCUGGCCCCAUGUACGUGGUUGAGAUUAACCACCCUGCGUACCGUGGUCGUGUUGGCGCCAUGUACAACACCCUCUGGUUCUCCGGUGCCAUUCUUGCUGCCGGUGCUGCUCGAGGCGGACUCAACACUGGAGGUGACUUCUCCUGGCGACUCAUCAUCUGGCUUCAGGCCCUCUUCUCUGGUCUCAUCAUCAUCUUCUGCAUGUUCCUGCCCGAAUCUCCUCGAUGGCUCUACGUUCACAACAAGAAGGAACAGGCCAAGGCCAUCCUCACAAAAUACCACGGCAACGGCAAUCCCGACUCUGCCUGGGUCACCCUUCAGCUCUUUGAGUACGAGCAGCUCCUCAACAUGGACGGUGCUGACAAGCGCUGGUGGGAUUACCGGGCUCUUUUCCGCAGCCGCGCCGCCAACUACCGUCUCGGCUGCAACCUUGUUGUCACCAUCUUCGGUCAGUGGGCUGGCAACGCCGUCUUAUCCUACUUCCUUGGCUCUGUCCUCGAUGCUGCCGGCUACACAAGCACCAUUGCCCAAGCCAACAUCACCCUCAUCAACAACUGCCAGCAGUUUGCAUGGGCCAUCCUGGGUGCUUUCCUGGUAGACAAGGUCGGCCGUCGACCUCUGUUGAUCUUCUCCUUCACUGCCUGUACGAUCGUCUGGCUGGGUAUGACCAUUGCUUCAGCCAGGCUCGCGGCAUCUCAGGAAGGCGUCGACUCUAGCGGCAAUCCCAUCUUCACCAACCCUGCUGCAUCCAAGGCUUCUUUGGCUAUGAUCUUCAUCUUUGGCGCCGUCUACUCCGUUGGAAUCACUCCCCUGCAGGCUUUGUUCCCCGUCGAGGUGCUCUCCUUUGAGCAGCGCGCCAAGGGCAUGGCUUUUUCCAGCUUUGCCACCAACGCUGCUGGUCUCCUGAACCAGUUCGCUUGGCCAGUCUCCAUGAAGAAUAUUGGCUGGAAGACGUACAUUGUCUUUACCAUUCAAGAUGCCGUUCAAGCCGUCGUCAUCUACUUUUUGAUCCCCGAGACCAAGGGACGCACUUUGGAAGAGCUCGACGAAAUCUUUGAGGCCCCCAACCCCGUCAAAGCAUCGACGACGAAGAAGGCCGUUGCUGUUGACGACCACGGUGGCAUCGUUAAUAUCGAGAAGGUCUAA
Trichoderma gamsii is the source of this 1632-nucleotide messenger RNA. RefSeq lists its product as hypothetical. Gene Ontology annotation, cellular component: membrane. The transcript has 4 exons. The coding region runs from base 1 to 1632 and encodes 543 amino acids. The record is from RefSeq and is a predicted model, not a curated record. Gene Ontology annotation, molecular function: carbohydrate:proton symporter activity. Gene Ontology annotation, biological process: transmembrane transport; carbohydrate transport. Lineage: Eukaryota; Fungi; Ascomycota; Sordariomycetes; Hypocreales; Hypocreaceae.